Rana temporaria (common frog) is the source of this 1276-nucleotide messenger RNA. RefSeq names its product membrane-spanning 4-domains subfamily A member 8-like. The transcript has 7 exons. The record is from RefSeq and is a predicted model, not a curated record. Lineage: Eukaryota; Metazoa; Chordata; Amphibia; Anura; Ranidae. Gene Ontology annotation, cellular component: membrane. The coding region runs from base 102 to 908 and encodes 268 amino acids.
CUAGAGAAGGUUGUAAAAUUGUGCAGAGUUGAAUACUUCCAUUAAGGCACUGUACCAAGUGACUCACUCAUCAAGUGAACAUUGCACAGUGAGGCUGAAAAAUGUCUUAUCCUCAGUUCGGCAACAAACAACAAGAUAUUAACUAUGCACAACCCAUUCCAACUGCUCCCCCACCUGCCCAGUGGAAUGUUCCUCCAGAUGUCCCUGGAUAUAAUCUAUCUCCUAACCAUCAGAUGUGGAAUGCCCCUACUGCACAACAGUGGAACCCCCCUGCUCCUCAGCAAUGGAACAAUCCAGCAAUUACUGGUAUACCUCCAGUGACCCAGUCAGCUACGUUCCAUCAAGAAUUUCUGAUGGGUAAACCAAAAGCCCUGGGGAUUAUCCUGAUCGUUGUUGGCAUCAUACACAUUGGCAUGGGUAUUGGUCAUUUGUACACAGCAUCCUUAACUGCAAAGCUCAGUGGAAUCUCAUUCUGGGGAGCUAUUUUUAACAUCAUUGCAGGGUCUUUGUCAGUGGCAGCUGUGUCCAAGCCUUCCAUGUGUCUGAUACAAGGCUCCCUGGGCUUGAGUAUUAUAAUAUCAAUUUUCUCUGUUGUUGGAGUGAUACUGCAUAUUGUGGACUAUUUUGUUUAUUAUUAUUGCGAUGGAUAUUAUUAUGUCAACGAUUACUGUAAUGGUUUAAUUGUUGGAGGCCAUGUUCUCCGUGGAAUUUUCAUUCUUACAUAUCUGCUGCAGUUUUCCGUUUCCGUUAUUCUUUCUGUGUUUGCCUGUCGGGCCCAAGCGCACUCAAAUUCAAGCUCUCCUUCUCAGGUAAUUGUGUUACAGAACGGUGCUCAAGUUUUGCAACCACCUGCAGCUCCUGGAUCUUAUUCUACCUACCUUCAACAACCACCCCCUUACAUGACAUAAAACAUAAAGUGGGAUGGGUGGUGGACCAACAGCAUAAUAGAGUCCCUCAUCUUAAAGAGACAUGACUUUCUUUUAAUCUUUUGUUUCACUACCCCUUCUCCCUCAUAUCAGAUUAGUAAUUUAUUUAAAUGUUGCCUAUUUGUAAAGUUUGUAAAGGAAAUAAGUUACUGUGGACUUGCAGCACUAAGAAAAUACUGGCAAAACCAAAAUUCAAAUACUGAAAAUAGAAUUAAAAAAGAUAAUAAUCUUUUUUUAUAAUGACCGUUAUGUGGUAAAAUCUCUUAUAGCUAGAGAAGAAAUGUAUGUCUAUAUUGCAUUUACUUUUUAACAUUUGCAUUUAAUAAAAACAAUCAUUUGUUUUAUCUUAA